Molecule: messenger RNA, 1101 nt
Organism: Candidozyma haemuli
Lineage: Eukaryota; Fungi; Ascomycota; Pichiomycetes; Serinales; Metschnikowiaceae
Gene: REI1
Product: Rei1p
Exons: 1
Coding region: 1-1101 (366 amino acids)
Biological process (GO): ribosomal large subunit biogenesis
Cellular component (GO): preribosome, large subunit precursor
Source: RefSeq, a predicted model, not a curated record
AUGCUGUUCACAUGUCUUAGUUGUGGCCUUUCUUUUGAGGAAUCCCAACAACAAAGAUGUCAUAUGAAGACAGAUUGGCACAGGUAUAAUCUUAAAAGACGUGUCACACAGCUUCCUCCUGUUGAUGAAGAAACAUUUCAAUCAAAAUCAAAAACUAUAGAGAGCGGCUCCAGUUCAUCUUCACCUGCUCAUGAUACUGAAAAGAGUGAGCAAAGAAAGCUUAAACAGGAUCGCAAAGUAAAACGAGAACGAUUGAGGCAGCAACGUGAGUCACUAUUGAAGGGUGUGGAUGAUGUACCCAAUAAACCAGAACCUAACCAGAGCGCCGGUGAAGAUGAUGCCAAUAAGAUUAUUGAAGAGAAGAUUAAACAACGGGUUGAUAUCAAACCGACAACAUGCCUAUUUUGUCAGAACAAGAAGCAUUCAACUUUCAAUACUGUAGAGGAGAAUGUCUCUCAUAUGACCAAGGUGCAUGGCUUAUUUAUCCCUGAGAAAAAAUAUUUAGUCGAUGUUGAAGGCCUAAUAUCGUAUCUCGGCGAGAAGUUGGGGUUGGGAAAUGUAUGCUUGUCUUGCUCCUACCAAGGUAAGAAUCUAGAAGCGGUCAGAGAACACAUGCAUAGCAAGCGUCACAUACGAAUCCCUUAUGAAACAGAGGAAGAAAAGCUAGAAAUCUCCGACUUUUAUGAUUUCUCGUCGACCUAUUUCGACAAUGUUAAUAAAGUGACCUCCGAUAUCGAAGAUGAUGCGUGGGAAGACGUUUCGGGUGACGAAGAAGACCUCGCCGACGUUUACGAAGAGAGUGGCAUCGAAGAUUUCAUUAUAAACCUUGGCGAUGAGCUCGUACUUCCAAGUGGGGUUUCGAUUGGACACAGGGCGCUGGGAAAACCUCGCAGACCGAAGGCAGAGUUAGUUCUUUCUGAGGGUCAAGGGACAGUGGUAGCAGCCGAAAGUAGGCAGAUUUUCACUAAUACUGCCACGCCAAUUACGAAGGCACAACAGGCAGCUUGGAAAUCAGAAAAGAAGAUGCACGAUCUUAAAGACAAACGUCUGGCGAAGUACGCGAACAACCAACCUCAUUUUAGGGACCAGUUACUCCAAUGA